ACCCUACAACCGCACUCGUCCGCUGCUGUCGCCAACCGUCGGCCAUGGCUUUCCUGGACACACCAAGAAGGCCUCCUCGCUCCUUCCUUCUCCCUCUCCUUUGCAAACCCCUCUGCACUUCUCCUUCUCCGAUCGACUCUCCCCCCUCCGACAUCACCAUCGCCACCGCUUCCAUCUCCCCCACCGAGUCCAAGCUCCUCGAUAACCUCCAUGUCCUCAUCAGGGACCACCACCGCGACAACCCCCACCUCGCCCCGUCUGCCGCUUCUCCUCCCCCUGAUCUCACCAUCCCGUCCCUCUCCUCCUCCUUCUCCAACCUCUCCCCCUCCCCUCCUUCCGCUUCCCUCGCCGCUCUCCUCGUCGACCGCUGCGCCUCCCUCCGCCACGGCAUUCCCUUUCCGCAGGCCCUCGCCUUCUUCAACUGGUGGCUCGCUGCGUCGCCCUUCUCCUCCCCUUCCCCUGCCUUCGCUGCCGCCUUCAUCGAAAUGAUUGACCUCUGCGGCAAGCUACGCCACUUCGACAUCGCCUGGCACCUGCUCGACAAAAUGCGCGCUUUGGGAAUCCCCGUCACCAAUCAGACGUUCUUCACCUUGAUCCGCCGCUAUGUUCGUGCUGGUCUCCCCGAAGAUGCCGCCGAGGCCUUCCGCCGCAUGCCGAACUACGGAUGCGAACCCGAACCCAGUACAUUUGCCUCCCUCCUUGCUGCCCUUUCAAAGAAACGCCUUGCUGCUGAGGCCCAGUCUCUCUUUGACGCCCUCAAGCACCAAUUUCCUCCUGACGUUGUAAUCUACUCUUCACUCGUCCAUGCCUGGUGCCGUGCCGGUAAGCUCGACGAGGCCGAGCGUGUUUUUGCCGAGAUGGUGGCGAAUGGAAUUCCACCAAAUGUGUAUACCUAUACUGCUGUGAUUGAUGCAAUGUGCCGAGCGGGACAGAUUCCCCGUGCAAAUGAGCUUCUUUGCCAGAUGAUUGACGCUGAGUGUUCGCCCAACGCAGCUACUUUCAAUAGCCUGAUGAGAGCGCAUGUCAAGGCUGGCCGGUCGGAGAAGGUGCUGCAGGUCAAUAACCAGAUGAAGCAAUUAGGGUGCGAGCCUGACAUUAUAACCUACAAUUUCCUUAUUGAAACCCACUGCAGGAAGGGCCAGAAGAACCUCGAUGCUGCCCUCAAAGUGCUUAACCAAAUGACUGCAAGAGGGUGCAUCCCAACUUGCCACUCCUUCAACCCCAUAUUUCGUUGCAUCAUAAAUCUUGGGAAUAUUAAUGCAGCACACAAGCUAUAUGAUCGGAUGAAAGAGCUUGGAUGCAAGCCGAACACAGUUACAUAUAAUCUGUUAAUGGAGAUGUUUAGCAAGGAGAAGUCGAUGGACAUGAUGCUGAGGAUGAAGAGGGAGAUGGUGGAGGAGGGCGUGGAGCCAAACAUUAACACAUAUGGGGUAUUGAUCACAGCAUUUUGCGAGAGAGGACAUUGGAAGCGAGCUUAUGGGUUAAUGAAGGAGAUGUUGGAGGAGAAAAGUCUCAAGCCAACAGCUCCGGUGUAUGAAAUGGCGAUGACACUGCUGAGGAGAGCAGGGCAGCUGAUGAAGCAUGAGGAACUUGUGGAGAAGAUGGUUGAGCGUGGAUUCAUUAAUCGACCCUCGUGAUGGCACAAUGUGGUACUGACUGAUGAUCAUCUACGAGCAACUAUAGCUUGUCUACUGGAAAGCAGUAUUAUCUCAUUAAAAGGCAAUUCACGGGAUAUGCUCUUUUAUUUUAUUUAUAUCCAAGCAGAGAUUUCAUGAGCCAUGCUUUGUUGUUAUAUAGUUGAGUACUGAAUCAUAAGAAUUAGGCUUUAGCAGCAACUGUAGUUUUUUGUAUGCGUUUCUACUAGGAAGAAGUGUCAUUCUUUUAGAAUGCAGUUUGUGGGGUAUAGGAUUUUGGUGUCUUUGUAUCCAAGCAGAUUUCAUGAGCUCAUACUUUGUUGUGAUAUAUCAGUGAGUGCUAAUAAGAACUAGGUUUUUACAGCAA
Musa acuminata subsp. malaccensis (wild Malaysian banana) is the source of this 2001-nucleotide messenger RNA. RefSeq names its product pentatricopeptide repeat-containing protein At1g20300, mitochondrial. The record is from RefSeq and is a predicted model, not a curated record. Lineage: Eukaryota; Viridiplantae; Streptophyta; Magnoliopsida; Zingiberales; Musaceae. Gene Ontology annotation, molecular function: protein binding.